Molecule: messenger RNA, 937 nt
Organism: Osmia bicornis bicornis
Lineage: Eukaryota; Metazoa; Arthropoda; Insecta; Hymenoptera; Megachilidae
Product: voltage-dependent anion-selective channel protein 1-like
Exons: 4
Coding region: 15-875 (286 amino acids)
Biological process (GO): monoatomic anion transmembrane transport
Cellular component (GO): mitochondrial outer membrane
Molecular function (GO): voltage-gated monoatomic anion channel activity
Source: RefSeq, a predicted model, not a curated record
CUAAAUAACACGUCAUGUCUGUGCCGAGCUUCGCAGAUCUCGGAAAAAGUGCAAGGGAUGUGUUCACUACUGGUUACCAUUAUGGCAAAAGUCUCAUGAAAUUGACUGGUAAAGCAGGAUCUGGUGGCGUGCAAGUAGACAGUGAUUUGCGAUUGUAUUUCGACGAUUCGAAGUUAACUGGUGCCGCACACGUAGAAUACAACACGAACGAAUACGGAAUUUUUCGGCAACAAUGGACAACAGACGGUACCAUGAUGUUAGGUUACACCGUAAAUGGAUUCCCAAUAUCGAGUAUGGGUCUGCUAUCAGAACUCAGCUACAAUCCUGCAACUGUUGCUGGAGCUAUAAAAUGUGGGCUCAAAUGCAACCAAGAAAACGUUAACGCAGUCUGUUCGAUCUCUAGUGACUUCAAUUCGAAUAUAAACGUAUUGGGAUCAAUCGUGACAGCUAUAAAGGGCCUGAUGAUCGGUUAUCAAGGUGGAUAUAGCACGGAAACAAAUAGAAUGACGAAGAAUGACAUUGGCAUGACUUAUCUUUACCGUGACGUCGGAUUUCAUUUUCGAUGUGUCUCCAUACCGAACGAAUAUGGACUGUCUCUCUUAUACAAAGUGAACUCGGAUUGGGACGCAGCGAUCAAUGGUAUUUUAGCCAGAACUGGCGGAAUGCAGAAAUGGACACUUGGAACCGGUGCGAAAUGCCAGAUCGACGACAGAUCAACGUUUCGAUGUAAAUUCAACACCGACCUACAACUGGGUAUGAGUAUGCAGCACAGACUCGAUCCACAUGUCCUGCUAACCUUAUCCUUUAACGUCGAUUGUUCUAACAUAACAAGAGGUGGUCACAAAGUCGGUCUAGCCCUCGAAGUGGAAGGCUAAAUUACGAAUAGGACACUCCUAGUCCUGUUUUCCUUUUGUAAAAAUGCUCUUUGAUAUCUGUA